This is a messenger RNA of Saxophila tyrrhenica, 1191 nucleotides long. RefSeq lists its product as uncharacterized. The transcript is spliced from 3 exons. Lineage: Eukaryota; Fungi; Ascomycota; Dothideomycetes; Mycosphaerellales; Extremaceae. Bases 1 to 1191 code for a protein of 396 amino acids. The record is from RefSeq and is a predicted model, not a curated record.
AUGGACGAGCCAAACGUCACGCCCGCCCAAUCCCAAUAUCCCAACCUCAACCCCUAUGAGGGCAGCAACGGCAACACAAACACCAGCACCAACGGCUCCGCCAUGGGCUCGAUGGAGAACGCGAAGAACAGCGCGAUGAACAGUAAGUCAUACCCAUCAUCCUCACCUCCACCAAGCCAUCCUAACAUCCACCCCUCCACAGCGGCACAGCAAGGCAUGGACAGCGUCAAGAACUCCCAGACCUACCAGUCCCUCUCCUCCGGCCCGAUGGCCGACAAAGCCCGCACCGAAGCCGACAAGACCAGCAACGAGUUCUCCAACCUCGCCUCGGCCCGCCAGACGCCCAACACCCAGACAGUGACGGGCCAGAACUUGACACACUACCACUCCCUCUUCUACAACCUGCUCUCGUGGGAGAAUCCGCGUGCCACCGGCAUCUCCUACGCCGCCAUCGUCCUCUUCAUCUUUGCUACCCGCUACGUCCCGCUCGUCCGCUAUGGAUUGAAGCUCUCCUACAUGAUUCUUGGCGUGAUGGCGGCGGCGGAGUUGGCUGGCAAGAUGAUCUUUAGUGAAGGCUUCGCUACCAAGAUGCGGCCGAGACGGUACUACACGGUUCCACGCGAGACGCUGGAAAGCGUGAUGGAGGAUCUCGUCGAGCUGGCCAACUUCUUCGUUAUCGAGUUCCAGAGGAUUGUCUUUGCCGAGAACGUCUACGUGACCAUUGGCGCCUUCACAACCGCGCUCAUCACCUACUUCCUGGUCAAGAUCACCCCAGCCUGGGGCCUCGCCCUCCUCUUCACCACCCUCGCCUACUUCGUCCCGCUCGCCUACCUCCAGAACCAGGAGCUGAUCGACCACCACGUCUCCAACGCCCAGACCAUCGUCAGCAAGCAGACCGAGCAGCUCCGCGAAAUCGCUUCCCAGCAGACCAACAAGGCGGUUGAGGCCAGCUCCAGCGCUUUCAAGACUUAUGGUGCUCGCGCGUCUGAGAUGGUUGGCCAGGCGAAGCAGAGCGCUGUCGACAAGGGAUACGUGAACCAAGAGACCGCGGACAAGGCACCUGGCAGCACUGAGGUCAAGAAGGAGGACUUCCCGAGCGCGCCGACUUCUGUCCCGCAGACUGACGGGCCGACCGAGCAGCCCGUGAGCUCUGAUGUCAACAAGGAAGAGCAGGAGCCGUUGUUGGCAUAG